Onychostoma macrolepis is the source of this 3959-nucleotide messenger RNA. It is a transcript of the gene fhdc4, whose product is annotated as FH2 domain containing 4. Bases 217 to 2496 code for a protein of 759 amino acids. NCBI's taxonomy places the organism in Eukaryota, Metazoa, Chordata, Actinopteri, Cypriniformes, Cyprinidae. The transcript has 13 exons. The record is from RefSeq and is a predicted model, not a curated record.
UUUAACAUUGCCACUCACACAGGGAUUACGUCUGAAACGAGCGCUGACGAGUUCUGGGCGUGAGCUACAGACUAACACGGAGCAUGUUUUUCUCGUCUGGAGUAUAUAACCAAAGUAGAUUCAGAUAUUGUCAGACAGCACUUUCUUUUGGGGGACGUCUGGAUACCUCACAAACGAGGAUGAUGCAGCAUAACCUUUGCAAGUGACAUCCAAAUCAUGAUACCACCACCGCCACCACCACCACCUAAUGCCCCACCUCCCCCUCCUCCUCCACCCCCUGCCCUCUUCUCUGAUGGAGGCUCGUUUACCAGAGGCCCAAUGCGGGCUUCUAGAAUGCGUAAUUUCAAUUGGGAGGCCAUUCCUAAGGACACUGUGCUUGGCAAACAUAACAUAUGGACAGCUGAGAAGACCAGUGAGUUUGAGUUGGACACCAAAGGUAUGGAGGAGUUAUUCAGCCGCAAUGAUCAGAAGCUGGUCCAGGCCACAAACCGCCGCAGUGUACGCCAGUCCCCGAGCAAUACCUCAGGACCCGAAAAGGUGACCAUCCUCAACUCCAAGAAGAACAUGAAUAUUGGUAUCUUCCUCAAGCAGUUCAAAAGGUCUGUGAGUGGAAUGAUUGAUGACAUUAUCAAUGGCAGAGGAGAAAGAUUUGGAACCGGGAAACUGAAAGAGUUGUGCAAACUACUGCCAGAGGAUGGAGAGGUGCGUCAGCUUCUUGAUUUUAAAGGAGACUAUUCAACUCUCUCUGAAGCAGAUCGGUUCAUGGUACAACUUGUCAAAGUUCCUUGCUAUGAGGAACGGUUGAACAGUUUAGUACUCAAAGAGGAAUUCCCCCAUUUUAUGGAUGAAGCGAAUCACUCCAUUGCAGUUAUGACCUCUGCUGGACAAGAGCUGCUGGAAUGUGCUGAUCUACAUGCAGUCAUUCGCCUGGUCUUGAAGACAGGAAACUACAUGAACUCUGGAGGGUACGCUGGCAGCGCGGUGGGAUUCCGGAUAACGUCUCUUCUCAAACUAGCAGAUACCAAAGCCAACAAGCCUGGAAUGAACCUCAUGCACUAUGUUGCAAUGCAAGCCCAGAAGAUUGAUGCAUUGCUGCUGAAGUUCCCAGAGCACCUACAGCACAUUGGAGAUGCAGCAAAGAUACAUAAGCAGGAAAUUGAGUCUGAUUUCCAAAAGGAAGUGAAUAGAGUCCAGGUGGCAAAGCAGAAUGCUAGUAAACAGCCAGAUCUGGAAGAACAGAUGAGGGAUUUUCUGCAGAAUGCAGACACCAUGUUAAAGGAGACCGAGGUGGCCUUCAAAAACCUUUCUGCCGUGAGUGAUUCGGUAGCGGAGUAUUUCUGUGAGGAUCCAACUCAGUUCAAACUAGAGGAGUGUUGCUCCAUUUUCUACUCUUUCUGUGAGAAGUUCAAACGAGCGGUUCAGGAGAAUCUUGAACGAGAAAUGGUAGAGGUGAAGCGCAGACAGCGAGAGCAUACUCAGACCGCGGCCAAGCGACGUUCCACCGCCACCUGCUCCUCACGAGACAAAGACAUUGAAGGAGUUGCUCUGGAGUCCAUCCUACAGAGGUUCAACAGUCGCCAAUCCCGCCGUAGAGUCGGGACCAGUUCCUCCUCACGGUGCAAUCUAAUUGAGACCACCAUUCCGGAGAAACGCACCACUGACACCAAUGAGGUCAAGAGAGACCGCUGGAUCAAAAGGGCCAUGCAAUCCCCUUUGAUCAAUGAGAGCACUGAUAAAGAUGAGACGCCCAAGCACCCAGAGAUUACAACCUCAAACCCGGAGCAGAAAAGUGUAGAUUCCUCAAUCAAUCAACGUGUCUCUGUAUUCACGGUGCAGGAGGAGGAAGACGUGCAGACAGAGAUAGAAGUGCAAAAUAUGAGAGAGCUGUCACGGAAAGUUUUGCGAUACCAGUCCAGUCGAAGUAGCGUUUCAUCCGGCGAGGCCCUGUCACCGAUCCUCUCUCCCAGUCAGACGUUCUUUCAGGAAGACAGAAGACUGCUGAUCGUGACCAUAGAAGAAAACACCUCUAAAUCCAGCUCUCUGCUGCAGAACGGCCAGAUCAUCAAUCGCCGGCACACAAUCGCACUUCCCGAAGCCAGCUGUGGAAAUAGCAGCCAAGAGGAUCUAUUUGUGCCUAGUAAUCUAAAUGCAUCUCCGGCUCCCUCUAUAGGUGUUAUUGGAAAAGGGAAAUCUGUGGAUUGUGGUAUGAUUGCCACAUUGCAAAACUCUACAGAGACUGUUGAAGAUUCAGACACCAAGCCACUUAAUUCUCAAGAGGAAUCACAAUCUGUUGACUCAACACAAUCACAAUCGGUCGAGCCGGAGGUGAAGACUGAAGAGACAGUGCCUAGCUUGCAGUUUAGUAUUGGGAAGAGAAAUAGCCAAACAAUAUCAUUUAAAAGCACUAAAGAGGGCUUCAGCCUUAUGUCUUUAUUUAAGCGUUGGCGUGAAAAAGACAAAUCAAAAGAGCUUGAUUCUGACAGUGUAGACCCAUGAUCUUAAAAAAAAUCUGUUGUUUUCUAUUUAAUCGGGCAUUCAUGCUAGGUGUCAUGCUGUGUUUAUGGAAAACAAGCUUGGUGCUUUGUCACUGUUGCUUGCUGAAACAGUGAAUAGACAUUUAUUUCCAUGUCUACUAUAAAAGGAGAAAAAAUAAUGCACAUGAAAUUACACAGCAUCUAAACAGUGUUGAGAUCAGUAGAAAAUGAGGUAUUUUUCCCGCAGUGUGCUUGCUUCAACACAAGGGGGCAGUACAUGACAUCUGUAUCUGCAAAAAAUGAACCAUUCACAAUGCCAAGACUGAGUAAUUAUCCUUAUUUCAUAUUAUAUACUAAGCAAUCAAAAUAGCUGGUAAACCUUUGAACCUUUGAAAAUAUGUACUUUUUUGAGUACACAUACAAUGUAUUGCCUGAUGAAGAAUUUAAUGUUUUAUUAGCCUACUAUUAAUUGUUGUUAUUAUUAUUAUUAUUAUUAUUAUUCUAUUGAUCUGAUGUGGCUCGUACCACAUCAUAUUUCUGAAAAUUGCCUCUGAAUGGUCAUUGUAGGUCUGAAAUGAUGACAGACCAGUCCACGGAUCAAAACACUCGCCUACAUGAUGAAAUUGGGAAUAGAGAGUUUCAUGUAAUUUGUGGUUUUCAGUGCUCUAGAAAUGAAAGAAGGCCUUUUAUUUGAGUCAUUGCUGGUAUAACCUCUGCAUUUGAUUCUCAAUAUAAGAUUUCUAGAAAAUUCAGAGACCAUGUUCCAGUUAGGAGUAAAUCAUACACUAUGAUGUUUACGUGCAUUUUUAUAUGGUGUUAUUUUUCUGUUUUAGCCCAGCUAUAUUUAUCUUUGUGUGUGUGUGUGUGUGUGUGUAUGUUGAUGUGACUAUAACAAGAUCUCCUGUGCUACUUGAUGGUCGUGAAUGUUUUAGCCUGCUGAGCUUCUGACUAAUGAGGGGGCUUAUCCUCGAUAAAUCAUUGAGGCUUAGUUAGGGAGAAUAGAUAACGUCAUAGGGUCCCCAUAGGUCUGCAUUAGGUGGUCUAAGUGCCUUCUAGACAGCCCGAGACCCUGUGGGGGUGGAGUUUUGGGGGAAGGGGUGUUUGGCUGAUUGUGUGAGUGAAUCCUCAUCAGUUUCAAAGACCUGAGAAUAAAGGGUCAAGCAAUGAUUGAAUGUCACAACAUGCAAUGUUUAUAGGACAGCUGAUACUGAAAAUGUCUCUGUCCGAUUUAAAAAAGCUUUUAAAAAAAGCCAAGGAACUGUGUAAUGUGUAUGAUUCCAUGCUGUUACAGUACAUGUCUAAAUGCUGGAUGCUGUUUAUUUCUGAUGCUUGAAUUGUUUAGAGAUGUAUUUAAUUUCUUUAAAUAUAUAUGAAUAAACAGUUCAUAAAUUUAAUUACCGAAUUGUUGGAAUGAUCACAGUAUACUUUAUCACAGUAUAAAAAACACAAAAUUAUGAAAUUAUUAUAUAAAACACAACAUUUUGA